Messenger RNA from Blastomyces dermatitidis ER-3, 1647 nucleotides. Its product is annotated as NADPH oxidase. The transcript is spliced from 4 exons. Gene Ontology annotation, cellular component: plasma membrane; NADPH oxidase complex. The record is from RefSeq and is a predicted model, not a curated record. Bases 1 to 1647 code for a protein of 548 amino acids. Lineage: Eukaryota; Fungi; Ascomycota; Eurotiomycetes; Onygenales; Ajellomycetaceae. Gene Ontology annotation, biological process: superoxide anion generation; defense response. Gene Ontology annotation, molecular function: superoxide-generating NAD(P)H oxidase activity.
AUGAAUUCGGCGUGGUGGAAAUCGAAUUUCAGUAGCUCGAAGAUCCUCUUCUAUUUCCUGUUCCAUGGAUUGCAGAUAGGCAUGUUUGCUUUUGGAUGGUGGAAACAAGCUGCUGACCCUCGUCUGGCACCCCUGAAUACGCUGGGGUUUUCGGUAUGGAUCUCUCGUGGUGCCGGCUUGGUGCUCUCGAUUGACGGCGCCUUGAUCCUGUUGCCCAUGUGCCGGACACUCCUGAGAUGGGUGCGGCCGAAGAUUCGCUGGAUUCCUUUGGAUGAAUCCCAGUGGUUCCAUCGCCAGGUGGCAUAUUCUUUACUUUUCUUUUCUAUUGUGCAUACGACUGCUCAUUAUGUGAACUUUUUCAAUGUCGAGAAGUCUCAAGUUCGUCCCGAGACUGCUGUUCAGAUUCAUUACACUCAGGCUGGUGGGAUUACCGGCCAUAUCAUGCUUCUGUGCAUGCUGUUAAUGUACACGACCGCACAUCACCGAAUUCGACAACAGGCUUUCGAGACUUUUUGGUAUACCCACCAUCUAUUUAUUCCAUUUAUGUUGGGGCUGUACACGCAUGCUACAGGUUGCUUCGUCAGAGAUACAGUUGACCCAAUUUCGCCGCUUGCGGGAAAGGACUUUUGGGAUCACUGCAUCGGUUACGAAGGUUGGAGAUGGGAGCUCUGGGGUGGAGGUAUUUACCUCUUUGAACGGCUUUACCGAGAAAUUCGAGCAGCGAAACCUACAGAAAUUACGAAAGUCGUUAGGCAUCCUUACGAUGCCAUGGAAAUCCAAUUUUACAAGCCCAGCUUUCGCUACAAGGCCGGCCAGUGGCUCUUCAUAAAUGUUCCAGAUGUCUCAAGGGCGCAAUGGCAUCCCUUUACAAUCACGUCCUGUCCAUUUGACCCUUACGUUAGCAUUCACAUACGGCAGGUUGGAGACUGGACAAAACAAUUGGGUAACCGUUUAGGUUGUGGCCCACAACAAGCAAAGGACAUUGAUGGCCUUGACCCACUGGGCAUGUACGAAAUUGCCAUGCAAAACGGACAAACAAUGCCUAGCAUUCGAAUUGAUGGACCUUACGGAGCCCCCGCAGAAGACGUCUUCAACAAUGAGAUCGCUAUUCUCAUCGGAACAGGUAUUGGCGUUACCCCAUGGGCUUCAAUCCUUAAGAAUAUAUGGCAUCUACGAGCGUCACCAAAUCCACCAACGCGUCUUCGCCGUGUCGAAUUCAUCUGGGUUUGCAAGGAUACUAGUUCCUUCGAGUGGUUCCAUGCUCUCCUUUCGUCGCUGGAAGCCCAAUCAGCAGCAGAGGCCGGCGAUGGUCAAGAGUUCUUGCGUAUCCACACCUACCUCACACAACGAUUUGACCAAGAUACCGCCGCCAAUAUCUACCUCAACUCCGUCGGUCACGACAUAGAUCCACUCACAGAAUUGCGGACAGGGACCAAAUUCGGCCGACCAGACUUUACGAGAUUUUUCACAGCUCUACGGAACGGCCUGAUUGAUCAAACUUAUAUGUCCGGAUUAGACGCUUCAUUGCGGACGGAUAUCGGUGUCUACUUUUGUGGGCCCAAUCCGGCAGCUAAGUUGAUCAAGAAGGCCGCCCAUGACUGUGCCACUAAUGAAGUCCGGUUCAAGUUUUGGAAGGAGCAUUUCUGA